Molecule: messenger RNA, 2724 nt
Organism: Castor canadensis (American beaver)
Lineage: Eukaryota; Metazoa; Chordata; Mammalia; Rodentia; Castoridae
Gene: Gpr142
Product: G protein-coupled receptor 142
Biological process (GO): G protein-coupled receptor signaling pathway
Cellular component (GO): plasma membrane
Molecular function (GO): G protein-coupled receptor activity
Source: RefSeq, a predicted model, not a curated record
AUGCUGGGAGGGAGCUGUGCACCCCAAGAAAAGUCACUUGUGACCUGGGGCACAGAACCCAGGAACAUGGGGCUUGAGGGACCAGAGACAGCUGGACAGCCACAAGUGACCCUGCUGCCCACACCCAAUGGAAGUGAGCCAGGCCAGAUGAUCCCAGAGAGGUCACCCUGUGUGGCUGGUAUCAUUCCUGUCAUCUACUACAGUGUCCUGCUGAGCCUGGGGCUACCUGUCAACCUCCUGACUACAGUGGCCCUGGCCCGCCUUGCCUCCAGAACCAGAAAGCCCUCCUACUACUACCUUCUGGCACUCACAGCCUCGGACAUCGUCACACAGGUGGUCAUCGUCUUCGUGGGCUUCCUCCUGCAGGGAGCCGUGAUGGCCCGCCAGGUCCCCCGGGCUGUGGUGCGUACAGCCAACAUUCUGGAGUUUGCCUCCAACCAUGCUUCAGUCUGGAUUGCUGUCCUGCUCACAGUUGACCGCUACAAUGCCUUGUGCAAGCCCCUACGCCACAGGGCCACUGCAUCCCCAGGGCGGACCUACCGGUCCCUUGCUGCUGUCCUCAGUGCUGCCCUGCUGACUAGCAUUCCCUUCUACUGGUGGCUGGACGUGUGGAGGGAUGAAGACUCCCCCAGCCUGGUGGACAAAUUCCUCAAGUGGGCCCACUGCCUUCUUGUCUACUUCAUCCCUUGUGGUGUUUUCCUGGUCACCAACUCAGCCAUUAUUCUCCGACUACGAAAGAGAGGUCAGAGUCAGGUACGGCCCUGGGCAAGCAAGAGCACAGCCAUUCUCCUGGGGGUCACAUCGCUCUUCACCCUCCUUUGGGCCCCCCGGAUCUUUGUUAUGCUGUACCACUUGUAUGUGGCCCCAGUCCACCGGGACUGGAGGGUCCACCUGGCCUUGGAUGUGGCCAACAUGGUGGCCAUGCUGAACACAGCAGUCAACUUUGGCCUUUACUGCUUUGUCAGCAAGACUUUCCGGGCCACUGUCCGGCAGGUCAUCCACGAUGCCCACCUGCCCUGCACUCUGGGGUCACGGCCAGAGGGCAUGGUGAUGGAGCCUGUGCUAAAGCCUGCAGGAUUCCCCAAAGGAGCAGGAUUAUAGAGGAGGGGGCCCAGACAGGGAGCCUGGGGGGCUCAGGGCCACUUGUACAGGACCUUUAUGGUUGUACCCAACAAAAUUUCAACAUGCAAGUUCAUAACUAGGGGGAGGGAGAGGCUCCCCUUUUGGGGGUGGCUCCCAGGUAGAGAACAACUUAGCCAGCUCUUGGGUUAGCUUCACCCCAAUUUCCAUUCCUUGGAGAAAUUAUACAGCUUUGCAAACACAGGCUGACCACAUAGCUAUGGGGACACUCAUACAAAGGACAUUUCAUGGAGCACGUGAUGAAUGUUAAUGCUGAAUGAGUGGAUGAUGGAUGGAUGAGCAGAUGGACGGGUGGAUGUGAACCACCUCCAGCCUAGCCCCUUUGGUAGACCUGCCUCUCAUACCUGAUUUCAUGGCCUCUCUGGCUUCCCGUGGCAAUGCCAGGGCUGAAAAGGAAAAUGUUCCCAGGAUUUGAGGCCUUUCCUGGGCUUGGGGAGCCACUGUGUUUCACUGAGCAGUGGGAGGUGACUACUUGGGGACAGAAAUCCCUAGAGCAUGUGGCAAAGGGGUGUCUUAAAGCAGAUUGGAUGCCUCCAGCCUGUCUCAGCCAUCCCAGGGUACACACAAACCCCUUGGUCUCAAACAUCCCGGUCUGAUUCUGCAUUACCCUCUGCUCUGCAGCCAGAACAGGUCCAGGGACCCAGAAUGGUCUUGGGGCUGCAGUUUUUGUUGUGUUGAGGAGAAAGGGGUGGAGUCCAGGAGCACUAAGAGGGUGGAGUUGUCUGAGGGCCACCCCUGAGCUCUGCUGUGCCCUCCAAGCCCACUCCCCUUGGAAGAAGGUAUUCUCUAGCGCCAUGAGAGGAAAGGAGGCUGAUGAGGCUGGAGGGGCUCUGCAUGGCUCCUCCCUGCUCUCUCAGGAUGGGGUGGAGGGGAUACUCUGCAAAGGUGGCUGGGAGAGCUUAGCAAAUGGAACUCCCACCUGGUCCAGGCCUUGGGUAAACACAUUAACUUUCCAGCUGGGGCCCCUUUCUGCUUCCCAGUCAAGCCGGGCUGACCUUUCCCCUGAAGGAGAGGUUCAGCCCAGCCCCCACAACCACCCAAGUGGUUGACAUAGGCAAAAGAGCAAAUGCACACCAGGCACACAUUGGUGCAGGAUAAAUGCUUGGCUUUCCCUCUUUCCUCUCUACUUCUCUCAGGAGCAGGAAUGUCUAGAACAAGGGUUUCAACCACGCCCAGAAAGAUAACCACAGGUCCCCAGUUUCCUAGUCCUUAUUCUCCACUCCAAAAAGCUAUGAAAACCAAAACUCUAGUCCCAAGUAUGUCACAAAUAGAGGUAGUGGCACCCUGACCUGAGCUGGUAAGAGGUGACUCUAGUCUUGAUGGUGUCCCAAUGAGUGAAUAUCCGUGAACAUCCGAGGACUGCUCUAGACUGGUGAGCAGGGCUGGGGCGGGGAGAGGGGGAGGAUGGGUAAAGGGUGAUGGUGUGUUGUAACUACCCUUUCCAGAGUAGGUCGGGUGCAUAGUGCAGGCCACAUGAUACCUUCCUCUGCCCUGAAAUACGUGAGUCCCGAGACACACAAGGUACCAAGUGCCAGGGGACAGAUGGGGACCUGCUGCCAGGGAUCUGGGCUGCCCUGUGGGCGC